CCGCCGGGAGGAAAUGGUUGUCUUUCCCGACGCGCGGCGCCGGGGGAUUCUACGGGUCGGCGGAAGGAGUCGGGGAUUUUCCGGUUCCGGACGCGGGAAAGGCCCGAAGCGCCCGGGAGGAGGAGGAGGAGGAGCGCGGAUGGCGGUGGCGGCCGCCAUAAAAACCGGAUCCGGCGGAGGAGGCAUCGGUAGAUCACGGGCCGGACUCUCGUCGAACGGGAUGGCGCCGCGGGUGUGGGUUCUGCUGCUGUCCCUGGCGGCCUGGGCGGCGGCUCCGCCUCCCUCGGGAUUCGGACGCCCCGUUCGCCUGCCUUCCGGACGCCGGACGCACUUCCAGACGACCGGGCACCGCGGCCCCGGCAGCUACCGCUACGGAUACGACACGGGCACCGGAGGGCCCGCCCAGCUGUUCCACCAGGAGGAGAGGACCUCGCGGGGGGAGGUGCGGGGCAGCUACGGAUACCUGGACCGACCCGGCCUGUUUCGGGUGGUGCGCUACUCGGCCGACGACCGCGGAUUCCGAGUGCUGUCCGGGCCCUACCUGCUGACGGCCGAGAUACCGGAGGAGAACCCCUAUCCUCCCUUCGUGGGUCCGCUGCCACCUUUCCUCCGUCGGACCGUCGGCUCCCGGGACUAGAGUCUUCCGUCGAAGAAGAGGCGCCGCCGCUAUUUAAUAAAUUACUUUAUCCUUCUUUUCCCGCCCCGAAUGGCUGUACUUCUUCCGGCGCCGCGCUCGGGCGGCCGCGACCCAUUUUUCGCGCGGCCGGGUAAAUCUCGGCCGACGGACGCGCGACGCGAAUGGAGUUUGCCUUGGACGCCUUCCACCGGCCGGGAAUCCCCGCGCGCCGAUAAGUAACGGUCUUCCGGAGAGGCCGAAUUAUUUUCGGAGGAAGGAAUCGGUCUUCUUUCGCCGCCGGCCCCGGCCUGGAGUUUAGAACCGGCGGGCGGAAGCGUACCACCGAGAGGUAGAGAACCGCGGACACCCGGCCAAACACCUUCGAGUGUUUGGCCGGGAACGGGUAAAAAUUAAGGACGGUCGGCUGAAACUUUUACCGCCAUCAAACGGCGCCGAGAUUCCGCCACCGAAAGUAGCGGAAAGUGUGUCCGACCGACCCGGGAUAAAAUUCGGCACGCGAAUCGGAGGCGUAACUGUUCCGGUGAUAAUAUUAGGAAAGUCUUGGCCCAGGGAAGAGCUUCCGGGCAUUUAGCGGAAGUUGCCGUACUGGCAAGGCGACCACGUUGCCAGAAAAGCCUUUAGUCCUAUCGUAAGUCGGACGUCGUCGGACAUGGACGGUUUCGGCCGGUUCCUACGGACUUCUCGCCUCAUCCGCCGGUACGCCGAGUUGGUGGGGAAGGAAGCCAAAUUGCCACUUCGCUUCUUCUUCCGUGCCGGACGUUUGCGCCCGGACGAAAUACGUGGAGUGUCUCCUUAAUAAAAAGCCGUCUUCCGCCUUUCGCUUUCUCUUACACCGGCGGCAACGGCUGCGAGUCUCCCACGAAAAAAUCCGCUCUCUCUCUACUGUCCGCUCUUUAGCCGAAUAAAUCGACGCUCAAACGGUCGAUUUAUUCGGAAGCGCGCGUUACCGCCCGAGCCUGGAGUUUCUAGAAAACUAUACCGCGUAACUUAUCCGGAGGUGGCCGGGUAGCGCCCCACGAAAAUCCACCCGUACCCGGCGUUAGGUAAUGUCGAAAUUAUCCGUUACGGGACAUUUACGUUACUUAUUUCCACCGCCGUUAAAAGCCGAGUCUUACGCCGGUGUGCUUAGUUGCCGCCUCCUAUUCUCGCGGCUGGGGUAAAUCCGCCGUCGCAUUUCGGUUUCGUCUCGGCGCCUGCUCUUCCGGAUCGGUUUCCGUGAUAAAAGGGAGGAGAAAAAGAAGGCGUAAUUUUACUUUAUCCAAAUACGUGCGAAGCGGAAAGAAGAGAAACGAUAGAAGGCAGGAUGGAUUCGACUAUUACUUCUGGCGGAAAAAAUCAUUUCCGAACAAGUCGAUAGUUUUAGGUACAGGUACUGUACGGUACGAUCGUAGACGAAAUUCGACGUGAAUGCAGACAUUACCGAAGCCUUCCGAAGAGAAAAACGUCGGACAGUUUCUACGCACUUCCUUCUAACCGUCGAACGUCUAUCCCUGUUUCUGUUCCCUCCGUUAACGGAGCGUCCGGAUAAACUGAAUUUUUCACCACCACGUUUUCGGUUACGACCAAUUUUAUCGGAAGUCCACUUUCGUCGUAAGUGGUCGCGCCCGGCUUUGGCCCAUCCCGGCCUUAGCGCCUACGGGACGGAGUCGAAAAAUAAGUCCAAGUUAGAAGGCGGGCGCUAUACGAAAUUAAAGCCAAUGAGUGAACGAUAAGCGCUUAUUAUUUAUACCGUAUCCAUUAAUUAAAGGCGUUUAAAUUGGCGAUUUUACGGACUAAUUAAAAACGGGGUGGCCCGUGCGCGUUAAUGCGGAUCCCGCCAAUUACGCCCAAAGAAGGCUACCCGGGCUAAAGUUUCCAAGAUUUUUCCCCGUUUAACUUAAUUAAAACGGAACGACCGCGCGUUUCCGAAAUUGCCGUGUCGAUUUUCGGCGGUAGCCCGUUCGAAUUUACUACUAUCACCGCCUACGUUAAUUUUAUGGUAAAAUAGGGACUACGUAGUACGGUACCGUCCGGCCCUAACCCGACCGACGUCCGCGUAAUUCGUAUCGGGACGGGACGGGACGGGCGAGCGAGUAGCCCUCGAAAUAAUUGGACCCGCUUCUCUGGCGUUUAGCGUGUAAGUCCGAAAGUUUGCCUUCUCUUACGGCCUCGGCCCGGUGGAUAAGACGCCGGAUACCGGAACUAGGCCGCCUAGGCUCCAACCCGCGCAAUUUUAGUUUUUUGUUUCUGUGCGUGUCUAACAAAAUUACUUAUUUUAUCGUAUUGUUAUUUCUCGGGUUUAAAGCGCGUAUAAAGAUUUUUUCCUUACGGUUACGUAGUACGUCGACACCAGUGAAUAAGCUUCGGAUAGACAAAAAAAGACGGUAGUAGAGUCGUACCGUACCGUUUUUUAAUCGUUUGUUACGCUUCAAAUAUAACAAUACUUAAAUACGAAGAAAUAAAAAUUUUAUUUAACCGCAAGCCAGAGUUAAAUACAGUAAUUCCUGGACUUACGCCAACCCGGAG
Molecule: messenger RNA, 3142 nt
Organism: Centruroides sculpturatus (bark scorpion)
Lineage: Eukaryota; Metazoa; Arthropoda; Arachnida; Scorpiones; Buthidae
Product: pupal cuticle protein 20-like
Exons: 2
Coding region: 14-637 (207 amino acids)
Cellular component (GO): chitin-based extracellular matrix
Molecular function (GO): structural constituent of chitin-based larval cuticle
Source: RefSeq, a predicted model, not a curated record